AUGAAUCCCAAAGCAGCAAACUACAUUGAGCAGCUCAACAGCGCUCGGUGCGAGGGAAAUUGGGAUGCCGUGCCGGAGCUGGUACGCAAGGUUCGCAAGCACGCUCCCGAGAGGCAAUGCCUCACAUUGGCGGCCGAGACCGAAUGCGCCAUCUCUCAAGUAACAGCAGCCGGCGCUCGACCCUCUGCGGCCCAAACUGCCCAAGAUCUCGACGUUUCAAGCCGGUUUCCCAAACUAGCUGCCGCCGUUAACGAGGAACACCAUCAUCAUGAAGAUCGAUUUCAGGCCAAAGUCUGCAUGGGCUGGCUGCACUGGGUGGUUGGAGAAUACAACGACACCAUGGCAAACCUCCCUGGUAGCCUUGAAGCGGAAGGCAUCUCGCAGGAACGAAUGGAUACGGUUUCUGAAUGGACCAACCUGUGUGCCCUCAAGUCAUCCUAUCUGAAAGCUAAUUGCUUGAUGCGGAACGACCAGAGGCAAGAAGCUCUCUCAGCUCUCAGGGCUGGGACGCCAUCUUUGAAUGGAGUUUGGUGUGGCCAUGGCGUGAGGAAGCAGUUGCGGUACUGGUCCGAAUUGUUCUUGACAGAAUAUUGCAUGCUUUCUAGCCAGGCUGUAGAGAACGAAGAGCUGAAUCUAGACGACCCAAACUCCCUCGCAAGCUUCCGAGCCUGGGCGAGGUACUGGGAUGUUAUGGGAGCUCCAAUCACUGGCGGGUUUGGUUUCAAAGGCUCUGUUCCCCGGCGAAGGAUAUGGGCAGAAUAUUAUGAAGCACUGUCUCGCAUUUUAGAAACCGACCUGCCAUACACAGGAGGUCAUGUUGACACCAUCUCAGCUGAUCUACCUGCCCGAGCCCAACUUCGACUGGAGAUCAAGCAGACAGAAGCCGCCUAUCGAGCGCUUAUCCUGACAGAGACGGCAUUUCCAAGGGCCGACGAGGACCGGGAAGAAGUUGAAGACUUUGUGAAGCGAGUGAUGAUGAAUUGGGCCAUUCUUUGCGGCCGGGGUUGGCGAGAACAAGACCUAGGUGCAGGUGGCCGAGCCGCAUUGAGUCGUAAUGUUCUCGAGACGUUAUACAGUGCCGCAACCCGAACGUACCAUUCUACCUCAAUCUUGCGAUCUUUGUUUAGUGUCCAUCUGGCCUUGGCGGAAUUCGACCUUGCCUUCAAAGCGUUUGACUCAUAUCUGGAGAUUGUGAAGAAGGGCAAGGCCCGAGUGGAAAAGACAGGACAUGAAGAAGUGAGCUUGGAUGAUGAUGGCAUCGUGCUAGAAACCAUGGCGCAGGCUGUCAUGGCUCUGUGUCGUUACGGCCACCGAAGAGCAGGAGAGAAGGCCCGCCAGCUCGGGGCCGAACUCGAAGACCAGUUGUCCAAGCUGUCACACACAAAGUCUGCCGAAAAUGGUGUCCCGCCUACUGAUGACAAUGAACCAAGAAACGAGUGGAGGGCACAUGUUUCACCAAGUAUUAUUGCCUUGGCUUGGCAGGCGAUUGGGUUGUCUCACGCUCACUGGUCCAGAAUUACCCAUGAAGCAGCCUCGAUAACAGAGAUCCAGUCCAAAGCUAUACGCUGUCUUCGUAAGUCCUUGGCCGCAGAGUUUGGUCGUUCCAAAGACAUCAGGAGCUUCUUCAGUCUUGCUCUUCUGCUCGCUGAGAGGCGCGAGCUUACGGCUGCCAUUGAACUCGUGCGCUCCGCUCUGCUCUGCAACAAGGGCCAUGAGGAAAGCUAUAGUCUUUACCAUGGGCCAUACUGGCAGGAGAGAACUCUCAUUCCUGUGUGGCAUUUGUUGGCUCUGUUGUUGAGUGCCAGACAGGACUACGCCAUGGCUGCCAGAGCUUGUGAAGGCGCAUUGGACCAAUUCAAAGACUCUACUAUCCUCUUUGGCAAGCCUGAUGCAAAUUGCCGCAGCGACCAUCUCAAAGACCUCGAUGCUCACAGAACUUUGGACGGUCCUGUUCGGGGUCUGGUCGACGACAUGGAUGAUUCGGAGAAGGAGAGCAUUUUGGAGGUGAAGAUGACACAACUGGCUCUUGUUGAAGUAGUUGAGGGACCGGACGCAGCUGUCAACGCCAGCUACGAACUUCUCUCACUCUUUUCUCGCCUGUUUGGUACGCUCUCGGCCGCACCAACUGCUGCCUCGCCUGCCCCUUCAUUACCGCCAAAAACGUCGGGCACCAUUCGAAGUAUUCGCGGGAGUAUUUUUGGAACAAAGGUGGACAGACCGAGAUCGCCGGCAAGGCAGCAGAGCAUCAGUACCGUGAGCGAGAAGUCAGGGGUGGCUACCUCACGACCUGCAACAUCCCACAGCUCUCAAAUAGCAGCGCCGGCAAUCCAGAUAACUGACGAGAAGGACACUGUCAAUGGCUCACGACGUGGCAGCACCGGCCCUGGACGUCGAAGUGACUCGCGACAAAGGAAUAGUCUGAAGAAGAGAGACAGAAGUGGUAGUCGGACUAGACCUGUGACGGCCAUUGCAGUCACACACCAGCCCACCGUGGUUGAUGGGGAGACUUUCUUUACUCCAACUGCAGAGGGUGAAUCGCCCGACUUUUUCAAUUUGAAUAAGAUGCCCGCUGCUCGGCCAACGUCCUCCAGCCGAGUCAAGCCUAUCUCAUCAAUGCACUCCAUCAUGACAGCUACAUCUAAGUCAUCCGACGUCACGGAACUGACAAUCGACGUGACUCAUGCUUCGCCUAAUGUACUACCGCUUGUGCAAUUUCCAAAGGAGAAGGAAAAGGCUCAAAAGAUUUCUCUCUUGAUCAAGAUCUGGCUCACCAUCGCUGGCUUCUACCGUCGUGCCGGUAUGCUGGACGAUGGCAAAGCUGCAGUUCUGGAGGCUCAGAAGCUACUGACCGGCAUUGAGUCUGAGGCUGCAAGAGACCCCUCCAGCACAGGUGCAACAAUAGGCGCUUCUGGCUGGGCUGAGAGGAGGAGCAUUGAUGACCUUUGGGGUGACAUUUGGUCUGAGCUCGGCCUCUUGGGCGUCGCAAGGGGUCUUCCAUACGAAGCCAAAUCGGAUUUCGAAGUAGCCCUCACGCACUCACCUGACCACCCUACGGCUACUGUUGGGUUAUGUAACAUUCUCUUGGACAUUUUCAGCGAAAAGGUGCUUCCUCCUUCGACUAUGCCAUCUCUAGACGGGUUGUACCAGAAUGAGAGGGGAUCAUUCCAGUCACCCAGUCAAGGGUAUCAUGAGAUAUUUGCGGGUACUCUACCUUCAUCGCCUCUUGGACUGGGGCCGCCCAUCACCGACCGUGUCCCAUCCUUGAAGAUGGAUGAUACUGCUGCUAGGAACGAGCCGGACCAGCUGCCCGCACCGUACAAAGCCACGCAUCUACCACUAGCAGAUCGACUUGCUGCCAGAGAGCGUGCGUUUACUCUUCUCUCCGGGCUGACCCGCCUGGGCACUGGGUGGGACAAUUCUGAUGCGUGGUUUGCCCUGGCGCGGGCACACGAGGAGAGUGGACAGCCAGAGAAAGCCAAAGAAGUUCUAUGGUGGUGCGUGGAGCUGGAAGAGGCCAUGGGUGUGCGAGAAUGGCGCUGUCUGGGUAAUGGUGGUUACAUACUCUAA
Metarhizium robertsii ARSEF 23 is the source of this 3567-nucleotide messenger RNA. RefSeq names its product Tetratricopeptide-like helical. Gene Ontology annotation, molecular function: protein binding. The transcript has 4 exons. NCBI's taxonomy places the organism in Eukaryota, Fungi, Ascomycota, Sordariomycetes, Hypocreales, Clavicipitaceae. Bases 1 to 3567 code for a protein of 1188 amino acids. The record is from RefSeq and is a predicted model, not a curated record.